Suillus subalutaceus is the source of this 1093-nucleotide messenger RNA. RefSeq lists its product as uncharacterized. The transcript is spliced from 3 exons. The record is from RefSeq and is a predicted model, not a curated record. Lineage: Eukaryota; Fungi; Basidiomycota; Agaricomycetes; Boletales; Suillaceae. Gene Ontology annotation, molecular function: protein binding. The coding region runs from base 100 to 1038 and encodes 312 amino acids.
UCCCUGGUUGAGUGCUAGUCUUGAUAACUUGAGAACUUCAAGCUUGCACGCACAUCCACGAUCUUCGGCAACUACCAGACCAAAUCACUGUAAUCACAAAUGAAAACUUGUGCUUCAACCCCAUUUGAUCACGCUAAGGCUGACAUUAUUUUGCGAUCAGCGGAUGGUGUCGAGUUUCGAGUCUUCACACUCUUCCUCUCCCUUACAUCUCCGCUCUUCGAGACGUUGUUGUGCCUCCCUCGGACAGCUGGUGGAGCCACUGGCACCGAUCAAGAGAUGAAGGAUGGUCUAGCUGUCAUUGCAGUGUCUGAGGACGGCAAAACUCUGGACUCAUUUCUUAGGUUUUGCUAUCCAUCAACGCUGGCGGAGGAUCCUUCUCUCGAGAACCUAACAGAUGCCUUGCCUGUUCUUGCAGCUGCGAGGAAGUAUUCACUAGACCUGAUUGAGAGAAAAGUAUGUCAGACCCUGGUGAAUCCCAAAGUUCUCGAGACAGAGCCCCUUCGCUGCUUUGCCAUUUCCAGGAAUGCACGACUUAAACAUGAAACCAUCAUUGCCGCCAGACACACCUUGCGCCAUCCCUUAAUUCCAGCGAGGUGUGCAGAGAUCGACCUUAUCACCGCACCCGACCUUCUUGCGCUGCUAACAUACCACAAAAAAUGCAGUAUCGCCGUACAAUUCAUAUCACGGGACCUCAGCUGGAUGGCACAUCAUUAUCGCAAUCACAAUGGCUGUAAAUGGCUAUUUUGUCCAGAGAACUGUCGCUGCGGACGGGGUGACGACAGACGAUUCUUUCUAUGGGGUGAGGGUACAAUUACAUGGUGGAUGACAUAUAUGCAGGAGGUAUCCGAGUUGUUGAAUGAUUGCCCAUCCGGCGACACUGUGAGGGGUGCAGCGGACAGGACGGUCGAAAAGGUCAGAGCUGCAAACUGUACCGCCUGCUCUGGCCAGGUGAAGGAAAAUAUGGCAGAGUUCAGCAGCUUGUUUGCUCAGAAAGUUGAAGAGACAGUUAAAUAUAUUUAUCUGGAGAUGGACUUUUGAUUAUCCUCAUCCACAAAGGGCACGCGCAUUGCAGUAUGGUUCUUUGCGGUGGCAG